CGACUUCGGUUCUGUCUGAACUCUGAACUCUGAGUCUAAAGUCUAAACCCUACCAGCAAUAUAGAAGCAUAGAACAGAACACCACUAUCCAAUUUGUCAAUUUCUUCUUCCCUCUCUCUCUUUUUAUUUCGAUUUAUUGGCGCUAAACUACUCAACCAAAGUUCCCGCCGUUUUUUCACUUCAAAAGCUCUGCAACAAAAACCCGCCUUCUCCGGGUUCCUCUUCCUUUGUUACAGACUUACACAACACUCUUCACUCGGUUCAGGUCCUCCCUCCCUCCCUCUCUCUCUCUCUCUCUCUCUCUCUCUCUCUCUUGCUUAUUCGAUUUAGGCCUGUUAAAAAUGGGAUCGUCGGCAAUAUUGGAUGCCAAUCCAACUGCCGUGAAAUCGACUACUCCAAAGAAUCGAGUGGAUUCAGGAAUGAAGGACAAGGCCAGAAGCAAAUCAAAGCCCGUCAUUUCCGAUGCUGGUAAAAUGGAUGUAGAUGAAGCAACCAAUGUCAACCCAAAAGAAAAGAAGCGUAAUGCGUCUGAGAGCAAUAAAGAACCUACUGGUUCUCGCAAGAUGCCAAAGCGAGCUGCUGCCUGUGCCAAUUUCAAGGAGAAAUCUAUUCGUUUGCCUGAAAAGUGUUCUAUCGUUGAAUCAAAGAAGGGCCCAUUGGUGGAAGAAGAGAUAGUAGCGGUGCACCUGACUUCUGGCCCAAAUGUUCCUCAUCCGAAUAGAAGACUUACGGAUUUCAUUGUACAUGAUGCAGAUGGAGCUUCUCAACCCUUUGAGAUGACAGAAGUUGACGAGAUGUUCGUCACUGGUGUUAUAUUGCCUAUGGAUGGAAGUUCAGACAAAGACAAGGACAAAGGUUUCAGGUGUGAAGGCUUUGGGAGGAUAGAGUCGUGGGCAAUCUCUGGGUAUGAAGAGGGGUCACCUGUAAUUUGGAUCAGCACUGAGGCUGCAGAUUAUGAAUGUCUUAAACCUGCAAGUUGCUACAAGAAGUUGUAUGAUCAUUUCUUCGAGAAGGCUCGUGCUUGUGUUGAGGUCUUCAAGAAAUUAUGGAAGCCUUCCGGAGGAAAUCCUGACAUAAGUCUUGAAGAACUUAUUGCUGGGGUCGUUCGUUCAAUGAAUGGAAGCAAGAACUUCCCUGACAUGGUGUCUAUCAGGGAAUUCGUUGUCUCACAGGGUGAAUUUAUCCAUAACCAACUUGUUGGUUUGGAUGAGACAUCUGAGAAGAAUGAUCAGAUCUUUACUGGGUUGCCUGUGCUGGUUGCUCUUAGAGAUGAGGCUAAGAAAAGGGGGGACUUUGUGCCCUCAAAUGCUUCAUCAUCCGGGGUUCUGAGAAUUAAGGAUGGGGGAGAGAAUUUGAAGGGGUCCAGUUCUUCCACCUGCACGUCAGAGGAAGAUGAGGAUGAGAAGUUGGCCAGAUUGUUGCAGGAAGAAGAGUACUGGCAAUCAAUAAAGAAGAAAGGGCAGCGCCACAACAAUGCUCCAAGCAAGUUCUAUAUCAAGAUCAACGAAGAUGAAAUAGCAAAUGAUUAUCCUCUACCUGCAUAUUACAAGACCUCCGUUGAAGAAACAGAUGAAUAUAUUGUUUUUGGCAGUGACGUUGAAACGUGUUACCCUGAUGAACUUCCUCGGAGUAUGCUUCACAACUGGACACUCUAUGACUCCGAUUCAAGGCUUAUUUCUUUGGAGCUGCUCCCAAUGAAACCCUGUGCUGAAAUUGAUGUAACAAUCUAUGGGUCAGGGAUUAUGACUACUGAUGAUGGCAGUGGGUUCUGUCUUGAUGAUGACCCAACCCAAUCUUCUUCAAGUGCUUCAGGAGCCAAAAACGUGGAUGGAAUUCCAAUUUAUCUGAGUCCUAUUAAAGAAUGGAUGAUUGAGUUUGGAUCUUCAAUGGUCUUCAUAACAAUCCGAACAGAUUUAGCCUGGUAUAGGCUUGGGAAGCCAUCAAAACAGUAUGCUCCAUGGUAUCAGCCAGUUCUGAAAACUGCGAGGCUUGCAAUCAGCAUUAUUACGUUGUUGAAGGAGCAAAGCCGUGUAUCACGGCUUUCUUUUGCAGAUGUGAUCAAAAGAGUGUCAGAGUUUGAGAAAGAUCAACGGGCUCAUAUCUCUUCUAAUCUGGCUGCAGUGGAGAGAUAUGUGGUUGUCCAUGGACAGAUAAUAUUGCAACAAUUUGCAGAAUAUCCUGAUGAAAAGAUCAGGAGGUGUGCUUUUGUAACUGGUCUAUCUGAUAAAAUGGAGCAACGCCACCACACAAAAUUGAUAGUAAAGAAGAAGUUGGUUUUGAAGAAUGAAGCAAAUCCAAACCCAAGGGCAAAAAUGGCACCCACAAUGUCACAGAGGAAGGCAAUGCAGGCUACUACGACAAGGUUGAUCAACAGAAUUUGGGGUGAGUACUAUUCCAAUUAUUUGCCUGAAGAUCUAAAGGAAGAAAAUAAGUCUGAAGGGAAAGAGGAUGAAGAAGUUGAGGAGGAGCAAGAGGAAAAUGAAGAUGAUGAUUCUGAAGAGGCCAGAGAGGAAACCGUAUUAGUUCGAGAGCAGACCCCAAAACCUCAUUCAGCAUCCAAGCAAACUAAAUCUAGGUCCACUGCCAAGGAAAUCAAGUGGGAUGGAGAUUCAGUUGGUAAAACAUGUUCUGGUGAGGUCCUUUAUAAACGAGCCAUUCUUCAUGGAGAUGUUAUAUCUGUGGGGGAUGCUGUGGUUCUGGAGGCUGAUGAUACAGAGGAAAUACCUACUAUUUAUUUUGUGGAGUACAUGUUUGAAAAAUCAAACUCAAAAAAGAUGGUUCAUGGGAGGGUAAUGAAGAGAGGAUCUGAGACUGUUCUUGGAAAUGCUGCUAAUGAGAGAGAGGUUUUCAUGACCAAUGGGUGCAUGGAAUUUGAAAUGGGGGAUAUUAAGCAAACUGUGGUUGUGGAUGCCCGCUUGAUGCCUUGGGGACAUCAACAUAGAAAGGAUAACAUUAAUGCUGAUAAGGUUGACAGGACAAGAGCAGAAGAAAGGAAAAAGAAAGGGUUACCCAUGGAAUACUAUUGCAAAAGCUUGUAUUGGCCUGAGAGAGGUGCCUUCUUUAAACUUCCCUUUGAGACUAUGGGUCUUGGAUCUGGAAUUUGCUACUCUUGCAAAAUAAAGGAGGCAGAGAAAGAGAAAGAGAUCUUGAAACUUAAUUCAUCCAAGACUGGAUUUAUAUAUAAGGGGACUGAGUACUCUGUUCGUGAUUUUGUUUAUGUGAGCCCUCAUCAAUUUGUAUCAAGUACAGAGGAGCAUGAAACAUUCAAGUCUGGGAGAAAUGUGGGAUUGAAAGCUUAUGUUGUUUGUCAGUUUCUGGAGCUUGAUGCACCCAAAGGAUCCAGCCAAGCUCUCCCAGGGUCUACCAAGGUUAAAGUCAGAAGAUUCUUCAGACCAGAGGAUGUUUCAUCUGAACAAGCAUACACUUCUGAUGUUAGAGAGAUCUUCUACAGUGAGCAGAUUCUUAGUGUGCCUGUUGAUACUAUACAAGGAAAGUGUGAAGUAAGAAGGAAGUUUGAUGUUCCACCUAUGAGUGGUCAUGCAAUCUUUGAGCACAUUUUCUUUUGUGAACAUCUGUAUGACACUGCUAAAGGAACCAUCAAACAGCUGCCAGCUAAUGUUAGAAUAGAGUACUCAAAAAGCAAGAGUGCUGAUGAUGCUGCAUCUAGGAAGAGAAAAGGAAAGGCUAAAGAAGGAGAAAGUUGUUUUAAUACUGUUGAUAACCAACAAGAUGCAUCCCCAGAAAACCGGUUGGCCACUUUAGAUAUCUUUGCUGGUUGUGGUGGCUUAUCUGAGGGGCUAGAACAAUCUGGUGCCUCAAUUACCAAGUGGGCAAUUGAAUAUGAAGAACCUGCAGGAGAAGCAUUUACUCUUAACCACCCAAAAGCAUUAACUUUCAUUUCCAACUGCAAUGUAAUUCUCAGGGCCAUAAUGGUAAAGUGUGGAGAUGCAGAUGAUUGCAUCUUUACUUCUGAGGCUGCUGAAUUAGCUGCAGCACUUGAUGAGAACAAGCUUAACAAUUUGCCACUGCCUGGGCAAGUUGAUUUCAUCAAUGGGGGCCCCCCCUGUCAGGGUUUCUCUGGAAUGAAUAGGUUUAAUCAGAGCACCUGGAGCAAAGUUCAAUGUGAGAUGAUCCUAUCAUUCUUAUCAUUUGCAGACUAUUUUCGGCCAAAGUACUUUUUGCUUGAGAAUGUGAGGAACUUUGUAUCUUUCAACAAAGGACAGACAUUCCGUUUAACUUUAGCUUCACUCCUUGAAAUGGGUUAUCAGGUGAGGUUUGGUGUCUUGGAAGCUGGUGCCUUUGGCAUUUCUCAGUCUCGGAAACGAGCUUUCAUCUGGGGAGCCUCUCCAGAAGAGACACUCCCUGAAUGGCCUGUGCCUAUGCAUGUGUUUUCAGGUCCGGAUCUGAAAAUUACAUUGCCUGAUGAUGUGCAGUAUGCUGCAGUUCGGAGUACUGCUACUGGAGCCCCUUUCCGUGCAAUAACCGUCAGAGAUACAAUUGGGGAUCUCCCAGCAGUUGAUAAUGGUGCAUCUACAACAACAAUGGCGUAUUCCGGUCAACCUGUAUCAUGGUUUCAAAAGCAAAUUCGAGGGAACAUGGUGACCUUGCAUGAUCACAUAUCAAAAGAAAUGAAUGAACUGAAUCUUAUCCGUUGUCGUAAAAUUCCAAAGCGCCCAGGUGCUGAUUGGCAUGACCUCCCAGAUGAAAAGGUGAAGCUGUCUACUGGACAAGUGGUUGAUUUAAUACCAUGGUGUCUACCAAACACAGCUAAGAGGCACAAUCAAUGGAAGGGCCUAUUUGGGAGGUUGGAUUGGGAAGGGAACUUUCCAACUUCCAUCACAGAUCCACAACCUAUGGGCAAGGUGGGGAUGUGCUUUCACCCUGAUCAGGACAGGAUAGUUACAGUUCGAGAGUGUGCACGGUCACAAGGUUUCCCGGAUAGCUAUCAAUUUGCUGGUAACAUUCAACACAAGCAUAGACAAAUUGGAAAUGCUGUCCCUCCACCUUUGGCAUUUGCAUUGGGGAGGAAACUGAAGGAAGCCCUGAAGCAGAGACAGUAAACAUUUCCUUUUCCAUUUUAUGGUUAUAUUCAGCAUUGAUAGGAAAUGGUUUUUCUUUAUUUCCUAUCAUAUUCAGCCUUUAUGAAUGUGAUUAUUCAUCAUUGCCAACCAUAUUCCAAGCUAAUUUGGUAUUGAGUUAGCUUGUAUGGUUUUGUAAUUGGAAUUUGUACAAGAACUUAGUAAUUUAGUCUUUUAUUAGCCAAGCUGUAUCUCAUUUUUCUGGCAUAGUUUUGUUUGAUCAAAGAUCAGCAGCUGAUUUGUCCUUUCUCUUC
This is a messenger RNA of Nelumbo nucifera (sacred lotus), 5332 nucleotides long. RefSeq names its product DNA (cytosine-5)-methyltransferase 1A-like. Gene Ontology annotation, biological process: negative regulation of gene expression via chromosomal CpG island methylation; DNA methylation-dependent constitutive heterochromatin formation. The record is from RefSeq and is a predicted model, not a curated record. Gene Ontology annotation, molecular function: DNA (cytosine-5-)-methyltransferase activity; DNA binding; chromatin binding. Gene Ontology annotation, cellular component: nucleus. Lineage: Eukaryota; Viridiplantae; Streptophyta; Magnoliopsida; Proteales; Nelumbonaceae.